Molecule: messenger RNA, 1330 nt
Organism: Cydia strobilella
Lineage: Eukaryota; Metazoa; Arthropoda; Insecta; Lepidoptera; Tortricidae
Product: probable serine/threonine-protein kinase mps1
Exons: 3
Coding region: 94-486 (130 amino acids)
Source: RefSeq, a predicted model, not a curated record
UAGCUUGGUUGUGGUUUCGAUCUCUUAUGUUAGAUAUAUUAUGGCGCUUGACCAUUUGCUGCAGUUUCAGGACCGAUACAGAAGAAGUCGUCAAUGAGCGACGAUUCGUCGUCAGAGAUGAUGGAGCUGGAGGAAAACGCUCUAGUAGCGGACCCGCACUUGGAGCAGAACCUGCGGCGCCUGCAGGAGGAGGAGAAGCUGCUGCUACAGCAGCAGGCGGCGCUCGAGGCCGGCAACAUGGAUGACUUUGCGGCCCUCGAGCACCAGGACGCUCUGCGUCUUAACCAGUUGCAACAGCAAGAGCUUCAGAAGAAGCAACAGGUGCAAGCGCAGCGAUUAGCGCUGCGCCAGGCGCAAAUGAACAACGCGCAGCCACCGGCGCACGACGCGCCCCAGCGUCGGGAGCCGACUAUGCGCCGCCGCACCACCUGCACCGUCCGCGUCAACAACCUGCAUGCUGCCGAAGCUAUAGAAACGGACGUCUGACCAUUGGAUAAGGCGAGCCAGCGCGACGAGAGCGGCGGCGCCGGCUGCGAGCACGCGCUUGCGCGCGCUGUGUGGCGCGGCCGGUUGCCCGCGCGCUCCCCGCCGCCCUGCCACGUGUGAGCGUCGCUCACACACGCCGACCCCUCGUGACCCACACGUCUCCUGGACCCAUCACCCGACACCAGUGUUGAACGUGAACUAUUAGGUGCUUCACUUUUAUCUCAAGCGAACCAUUAGGUAGUAAUAUAGCGCCGAAAUGUUUGAAAGUAAGCUUGAAAGCUUGCUGAAAAAUGAUAUACAUAUUAAGCUGCUAUGACUGGCUAUGUGCUACAUAUUAGUCAGGGAUAGCGGGAAGCGCGUUUUGCUCGUCGGCCCUGAUUGUAAAUACGAACAACUUCUAUGACACCUAAAAUGGUUCUUCGUGAAUAUAUCAAUAUGCCUAUAGAAGUAUUCGUUCUGUACAUGAACCUAAAGUAUCGCUUUCUGCUUAUCCAUAUAGUUAAUUUGUAAAUAGUAUAAGAUGGUAGCGGCUCGCGCGCCAUCCUCCUGAAUAUGGACAACCGAAAGUGAUGUCAUGGAGAGAAUCAUUCUGUGGAACUUCUCUCCUCUUAGAGGUCUAAAUUUGUACUUUAUAUGACUCAGUUUAAGACAAGACACAUUGAUUUGUUUGAUAAAAUCAGUGCUAGCUUCCGAGACAAUUCAAUAGUUGACUGUGAUGGCCUAAUCCGAAUAUUGGCCCUGGUAACCACUGGAGAUAACUUCAACCUAAAAAGUAAUCUUGUGUAUCUCCGGACGUAGUUGGCUAUCGGCGUUUUUAUAAUAAUUUAAAGGACAAAAUUAUAUG